This is a messenger RNA of Callorhinus ursinus (northern fur seal), 1108 nucleotides long. RefSeq names its product chromosome unknown C11orf42 homolog (gene CUNH11orf42). The record is from RefSeq and is a predicted model, not a curated record. NCBI's taxonomy places the organism in Eukaryota, Metazoa, Chordata, Mammalia, Carnivora, Otariidae.
CCCACACCCCAUCAUGUUGGUUGGUACCCCCCACCUGCUGACCCUGGAUGAAGCUGAUGCCACCUGGACCCUCAUCAAGGAUAAAGUUAUCGAGGAGCGCUUUGGGCCCAAUGUAGUGGCGGUACCUUUCCUGUCGGAUGCAGCCUGCUAUGACCUACUGGGUGUGCUAGUGAAGCAGUCCCGCCCAGCCCACAUCCGCCUGGCUUUACCAGGUUGGCAGGGUCGGCGGGCACUACAACCAGUGGGGCCACUACCAAACCUCCUGGAGCAGGCAGGGUCUGAGGGUGCCUUUGCCCACUGCACUCGGGAAUACUCACCAAACGGCCGAGCAGAGAUACCCUAUGAAGAAAUGCGACUGUUGGAUGGGCAGCCCUGCCGGAUCCGCCUGCACAUGGGUGGCCUGCGCAAGAAGGUGGCCUUCCUGCUACUGCCGCCAGGGCAGGUGAGCCUACAGCAAAACCUUCCCUGGCUCCGAAGUACGCACAGCAUCUAUGUCAUCUACCAGGUCUUCUCCUGUUCCUGGCUACAGCUGGAGCUGUUGCCUACAGCCCGUGAGCCCCAGCUGCUCCGGUUACAACGGUCACUGCCUGUUGCCUUCUCCUGCCUCAAGUUUUCACUGCACCCCAAAGGAGUGCUGGGACCACAGAAGCCUCUGACCAAAGAUCCAUUGCCCCACGGUGCCAACUGGGUCAGACCCAACCUCGGCAUCAUGCCACCUCUGGCCCCCACAUCAGUCGCUGCCGAUACCCCUGAAGCUACUGAUGUACCCCCGCCUGUCCCAGCCCCACCUACACCACCUCCUCAGGAAGGGCCAGAGGGCAGGCCCACCAGAUUCUCCUACAGGGGCCGAAACCCCUUCCGCAGGGGGCCCCAGAUGUUGUCAGAGAACUGGCUCUUCAGUCCCCGCAGCCCCCCACCAGGAGUCCAGGGUGGGGGCCCCGGGGACCCCGACCGGCACUCCAUGUCCCUGCCCCUGCUGCAGGGUCUGUCCUCAGAGUUCGACAGCGACGAAUGAAGCUGAAGCGAGAGAUGCAGGGGGCGAGGCCCCCAAUAUCUGGCAUAGGGAUACUGGUCCCCAAUAAACAUCAGCUGCUGCUCCCCAAAACCA